AUGAGAGAAGAAGAGGAGGAAGACGAGGAGGAAGACGAGGAGGAAGACGAGGAGGAAGACGAGGAGGAAGACGAGGAGGAAGAAGAGGAGGAAGAAGAGGAGGGAAAAGAGGUGGGAAAAGAGGAGGGAAGAAGAGGUUGGGAAGAAGAGGAGGGAAAAGAGGAGGAAAAAGAGGAGGGAAAGAGGGAAGAAGAGGUUGGGAAGAAGAGGUUGGGAAGAAGAGGUUGGGAAGAAGAGGUUGGGAAGAAGAGGUUGGGAAGAAGAGGAGGAAGAAGAGGAGGAAGAAGAGGAGGGAAAAGAGGAGGGAAGAAGAGGUUGGGAAGAAGAGGGAGGGAAAAGAGGAGGGAAAAGAGGGAAGAAGAGGUUGGGAAGAAGAGGUUGGGAAGAAGAGGAGGAAGAAGAGGAGGGAAAAGAGGAGGAGAUUGA
Bacillus rossius redtenbacheri is the source of this 426-nucleotide messenger RNA. Its product is annotated as cilia- and flagella-associated protein 251-like. The record is from RefSeq and is a predicted model, not a curated record. The transcript has a single exon. Lineage: Eukaryota; Metazoa; Arthropoda; Insecta; Phasmatodea; Bacillidae. The coding region runs from base 1 to 426 and encodes 141 amino acids.